Messenger RNA from Pseudonaja textilis, 1611 nucleotides. Its product is annotated as CCN family member 1-like. Gene Ontology annotation, biological process: signal transduction; cell adhesion; positive regulation of cell differentiation. Lineage: Eukaryota; Metazoa; Chordata; Lepidosauria; Squamata; Elapidae. The record is from RefSeq and is a predicted model, not a curated record. Gene Ontology annotation, molecular function: integrin binding; heparin binding. Gene Ontology annotation, cellular component: extracellular region.
CUGUCUUGCUGGGAGUUUGCUUCCCGGGGUGUUUUUGCUUCUCUCCUUCAGCAAUAUUCGCCCUCUUCCUGGUCGCCUUUUCUCAUCAAACAGGAAUGAGAGCGGCUGCCCUGACCCUCGUAGCUUUCCUGCUGGGUUUCUCUCAGGUCGCGGGCCGCAGCUGCCCUUUCCCAUGCCGCUGCGCGCCGCUUCCCCUUCGCUGCCCUCCCGGAGUCAGCUCGGUUUUCGACGACUGUGGCUGCUGCCAGGUGUGCGCCCGCCAGCUCAACGAGGACUGUGACAAGCUGUCGCCCUGCGAUCCUCAUAAAGGCCUGGAGUGCAAUUUUGGGGCCGACCCCUUAGCGAACCGGGGCAUCUGUUGGGCAAAGCAAGAAGGUCGGACCUGCGAAUACAACGGCCGUAUCUACCAAAAUGGAGAGAACUUCCAGCCUAGUUGCAAACAUCAAUGCACUUGCAUUGAUGGAGCGGUGGGUUGCCAGCCUCUUUGCCCACUGGAACUGCCUCUGGCUUCGCUAGGCUGUCCCAGUCCCCGGCUCCUUAAAGUACCCGGUCAAUGCUGCAAGAAAUUUGUGUGCAGCAAAGGAUCCAAGAAGUACAAAGGUGUCACCUUUGAGUACAACUCAAAUGGAGAGGCCAGUAACAAUGAAAUCAUCUUUGUGGGUAAAGGUGGACACUGGAAGAACCUGCCAGCAUGGAGACCAUUCUUCCAGGAUCAAGAUACAAAGCAAGAGCGCAAAUGCUUGGCCCAGACCACACACUGGUCCCCGUGCUCUAAGAGUUGUGGUUUUGGCAUCUCUACCCGCAUCAACAGCAAUAAUCCCCAAUGCAAGCUGAUCAAAGAAACCCGGUUGUGUCAGGUCAGGCCCUGUGAGCAGCCUGAUUUUUCAAAGCUAAAGAAAGGCAAGAAAUGCCUGAGGACGCACAAAGUGCAAGAGCCUGUGAGAUUCAGUCAUGCUGGUUGCAAGAGCCCACGUCGUUACCAGCCCAGUUUCUGUGGGGCCUGCCUGGAUGGCCGCUGCUGUGUACCUCUGCGCACUCGUACACUAGAUGUACCUUUCCAUUGUCCUGAUGGGAGCAGUUUUACCAAGAAAGUCAUGAUGAUCCAUACUUGCCAGUGUGGGGCAGCUCACUGCCCGCUGCUGAGUGAAGAUGCCAUGGGACCCCAGUAUCAGCUGAAUGGGGACAUCCACAAAUUCCUGGAAUGACAGGGCAUGCCAACCUGUCUACCGGCGAUGGCUCUGAUGGAUUACUUUGGAUCAUCCAGGCCCUUCCCCGUCCUGCUUGAUCCAUGAAGCUAAGACAGGCUGUAGUUGCUCUGCUUCCCUGAAUGCAAAUCCGGAAGAUAAAAUGGCAUUUGGAAAUGGCCUCACCCUUCGGUAUUUGGAAAAUGCAUUGGGCUAUGUUGGGAGUAUGGCUAUCCAGUGGGAACGGAUCAAAUGGCACUGAUUUCAGUCUCUCUACUCAGUCCAGCCAAGCUCAGGCUGGAACUGAGUCUCAAGCUACUAUGGUAGGAGAAGAUCAAAGACUUCUGAUUUGAUUUGAUUUCUAUUUCAUGGCCCUCGUGCUCGAAAGUUUGAGGAAGCACAGCAUUGUGCACUAUUGGUAGCGUGG